Molecule: messenger RNA, 823 nt
Organism: Pistacia vera
Lineage: Eukaryota; Viridiplantae; Streptophyta; Magnoliopsida; Sapindales; Anacardiaceae
Product: glycine-rich RNA-binding protein 2, mitochondrial-like
Exons: 5
Coding region: 134-439 (101 amino acids)
Molecular function (GO): RNA binding
Source: RefSeq, a predicted model, not a curated record
GGUUCUUAGAAGUUAAGUGUUAAGACACCCCAAAACGAUGCCGUAUUAUCAGGAACAUUUACCUCUUACCUCUGCUAGGCCUGUCUUCACAAUCCGCCGCUGUCAUUCGCCGUCGCACAAAUAACGCUUGGAGAUGAUGCACUAUCUAAAUGGCAGCGUUCGUUUAACCAGGUGGUUUUCGACUGGGAAGUCUCGCACAAAAUUAUUCAUCGGAGGGCUUUCUUAUGAUACUAAUGAAACUGUUUUGAAGGAUUCUUUUGGAAAGCACGGUGAAAUUGUUGAAGUUAAAGUUUUAUGCGAUCACGUGAGUUCCAAGUCAAGAGGAUACGGGUUUGUGCAGUUCACUUCUGAAGUUGCAGCUAGUGCAGCUAUUAAAGAAAUGGAUGGCAUGUUACUGGAUGGUAGAAAUAUUCGAGUGCAGUAUGCACACAAGGGGUGACGAGUACUGUAAACACUGGAAGCACUGCUGCAGCACCAUCACAUCAACUACCAGAAGAACUCUUACAGUAGUGUGCUAGAUAUGUAUGCUUGCCUGAAAGGGAAAAGAUUGGUACCAGUUGUGCUACUCCUCUUGAAUCACUUAUUAAAUUGAAGAACUGGUGAAGUCCAUGAAGUGCAAUGGUGUGUGCUUGCUCUCUCGAAGAUUAACAUAUGGUAGGACUAUCAUGCAUAUGAUAUGUCAUCAAAGAAUAAACAAAACCUAUCAAGCUCCAAUGUGGAUAUGGGUAUGGGUAUAUGUGCGGAAAUGGAUUCCUGAACAAUUAGGAUAUGGCAAGAAUGGACUCAUUUGAAAUUACUGAAUCAAGAGUAUUGUUGUUUGAUA